Schizosaccharomyces cryophilus OY26 is the source of this 2998-nucleotide messenger RNA. RefSeq lists its product as uncharacterized. The coding region runs from base 67 to 2928 and encodes 953 amino acids. The transcript has 2 exons. Lineage: Eukaryota; Fungi; Ascomycota; Schizosaccharomycetes; Schizosaccharomycetales; Schizosaccharomycetaceae. The record is from RefSeq and is a predicted model, not a curated record.
CGCGAGCGGUCGUUAAUAUUUCUUGUCUGUCUCAAUUACUCCAAAUAUGUGUAAAAUCUCUAAAAAAUGAGUUAUGUAAAUGUAGGAGAUUCAGUUUUAGUACAUGAUGAAUUAGGAAUAGUUCGUUUUGCUGGAAGUACCGAUUUCGCGUCUGGAAUUUGGCUUGGCGUGGAGAUGGUUGACAAAGUUGGACGAAAUGAUGGAUCAAUACAAGGAAAACGCUAUUUCACGUGUGAAGAAGGAAAAGGCGUUUUCAUAAGAGCAUGUUCUACUAAUGUUAGAAAACAAACCGAUAAAACUCGAGUAAACUCUGAUUCAAGAAAGAAACCAAAAUCUAUAGACAAGCAGACCUCAACAAAAGCAUCCUAUAAAGCAAAGGAAAACAAAACAAAAGAAGAGAACUCAAAAGGAAGGGAUAAUAAAAAGAAAGUUGUCUGUCCAAGCUUAAACGUGUCCACCCCAACUAAAGUUGAAGGCUCAAAUGUUUCUACUCCUCUUCUUGAACUAACGGCAGAUUCUGAAACUACGCUUAUUUCAAUUGGAAGUGACUCUUUAGAAGAUACUCCAAUAAAUGAGAGCUUUAAAAAUGAUAAAAGAGCAUCAAUCGAUUUUACUAAUUCUCGCAUUUCUGCUCCCCAUUUAUUACUGGAGGAGGAUACAAUUAUUGAAAGCAACACAAAGUUUCAAUUAAAACUAGAAAUAGAAACGUUGCAUAAAGAACUAAACGAAGCCCUUAACAGUUUAAACUACUACAAAACUUCCCACAAUAAGGCUAAUGAGCAGUUAAAGAAAACGAGUUUGGAACUGGAAGAGCUAAAUAAGGAGAAGGAAAUGAAUUCAGCAUGGAAAAGCAUUCGGCCAAAGCUACAGAAAAAGAUGCUUUCGAUGCAAGAAGAAAUUGAAAUACUAAAACAGCAGCUUAAACAUUGUAAACUUAAAGGUCAAGGAAUUGAAAACGAAUUUGAAGAUACUGAAAUGAAGAAACUUACUCAAGAGGAUGUGAUUACAGAAAAGCCUGCAGAUAUGCUGGUAAGCAACAAAACAAUGUACGAAGUCAAAGCAAAGGACGAAAAUGAUGGAGAUUACGCAUGCUCCAUUGAUGAAAUAAAGAAGGAAAACCUUGAAUUGAAAAUUCAAGUUAAAGAUCUUCAGCUGUUGAAGGAGCUUUCUGAUGAAAUCGAACGAGAUCAGUCAGACAAAAUAGCUUCCUUAGAAAAAGAAGACAAACGGAAAGCCGAGCUUUUUAUUUUAUUUGAAAAUACUUUCUCUCAAAACAUAGAAAAUCUGCAAACACAGAAACUUCAACGAGAGCAAACUGAAUAUCGAAGUUUUCACUCAACGCUUGCAGAUAUGGACAACACGGCAGUAUUUGUACGGGAAGUCUUUCAUAACUUAGCGAACCUGACAAAACAAUGUUAUGAAUUUAGAUUCGAAAUAUUACAAAAGCUAUAUUUGGAUGACGAAUCUGGCUGCGUUUCGGAAAUUUCUUUCAUGCUUUUUUAUAUACAAAAAGUUUCUUCCUCCUUCAAUCAAGGCAUCUACAAUAAAAUCAACCAAGCCGAAAAUGGGAAACCAAAACUUUCCUCAGACUUUAUUGAACAGUGGUAUUAUAUUAUUUUGGUUACAGAAUGGAGCAAAUGGUUAAUUGCAUUCACUUGCGAAAAUGGAGCUUUUGCUUUAUCUUCCGAUCUACGAUUAAAGGACACAAUUAUUGACAUUUUCCAUUUAUUUGAAGCAUAUGUUAAAGAUCCCGGAGGGCCUAAUAAAGGAAUUCUUCAGGAUAUCUGGGGUCGAAUUGAAAAUUGGGUAAAAGAAAGGGCUAGUGAUGUUAUUUUUAACUCUUUUGAUGAGCUCUACCGAUGUGUGCAGCUGUUAAACUCCGUCUUUCUUAUUGACAUGGUUACAGAAAAUAUUUAUGAGACUCAAAUUGAUGAUUCGGACGGUGUACUAAGUGAAAUAAGUGAAUUAGCAGCUAUAACUAAAGAGAUAAAAGUAUUCUUACAACACAAAGACGAACAGGGAAAGGUGUUUUUUCCCAAAGAAAAAAUCAUCUCACCGAAUCUUUCAUCAGUAGUCGAAAAAUUACUUUUCGAAUCGCAAAAUCAGGGUGGGCACAGUCAGAAUACUUAUCCGCGAAUAAUAAAAGUUUGGAAGGAGUUCUCCGAAGAAAUUAGGAGAAGCUUACUGAAACUACAAUCUUAUAUUGUCGAGAAGGGUGAAGCGGUUUUUUCUGAAUUUAACCCUCAGUGUUUUAGGGAUGUUAUACUUACAGCUUUACCUUCUCCGUCAAAAGAAAAAUUCAAAAAACAAGAUUUGGUAAAAGAAAAUAGCUCUCUUAAACUAGCAGUUUCCGAAACAAACGAGCUGAUUACUCACCUAAAAAUUCAAAUUGACAGGUUGAGUAAACAGACUAGAGAGAAAGAAGAUCUUGAGAAGAAGAUAAAAAGCUUUGAAGUUUUGGAGAGUGGGCUCCGGAAAGAAUUGAUGAAAACAAAAUCUGAUCAAAAAAAUCUAAACGACAAUGAUCACCUUAUGAAAGUAUUACUCGAGGAAAAGCAACAGCUGGAAGAAACGUUCAAACAAAAUGAACAAAAACUUCGAAUGAAGUUUCAGGAAAUGAUCAGAAAAUUAAAACAGGAUUUGAACAAAGCUAGGAAAGAGGUUUUACACGUUGACCUGGAUCAAAAAGAAGACUAUGAAUGGCUAUCUAUGUCUUUAAGUCAUAGAAAUGACCGUUCAGUAGACAAUUACAUGAAGAUUCCCCAACGCGUACAUAGUCUCGCACUUGAGAUGAAACCUUUUUCGGUGAAUCGUUACUUUGAUUCUGAACGAACUAAAAAAAGGGAACGUCCGAGUGAUGCUCAUGUUUCGCAACUUUUUAAAUAUAAUGAGUUUGCAAAGUCGUUAUGCAAAUCAAAUCAUGUUUAAUGUAAAUACAAAGGUAGCAACAUGCAUUAUCGCUAGGAAUACUAAUUAAAACUUAAUUUAUUGAGAUAGA